AUGAAUUUUGAAAUUUUUUUCAGACAAAGGUUUUAUCUCGGUAUAAUGGAAUCAAUUGUUGUAUUGGGUUUUGUUGGAAGUGGUAAAUCUUCCUUUUACCAGAAUAUUAGAAAAGAAUAUAGCAAAUACAAGAUUGCAUUUAUUUUCGAUGGUUUGGGCAGUUUACCAGAAUCAGUAUUACAAUUCGAACAAUAUAAAGGAUCAAAAGUAUUAAUUCAAGAUGUCGCAUUAUCAUUAAGCAAUGGAUCAACUGUAACCAUUAUGGAGGAUGAGUUUAUUCAAGACUUCAUUUUACCAAACCAAUAUGAUUACGUAGUAUUCUUUAGUCAUCCUUUUGAAAGUAAUUUCUUAAUCGAUGUAUUACAAUAUGGAUCAGAACAAAUGGAGGGCACAGGUUUGGGUGAAUUUAUUUCAAAAAUUAAAUUAGUUAAUAUUGUUACAGUUUUAGAUGCUGAAAAGUUAUUAAAUGACUUAAAGUCAAAUAAUAAAGUCGGUGAAAUGAUGAAAAUUGUUGGUGAAGAACAAGAAGAGCAAGAGGAAGAAGAGAAUCAUGAAAAAACAGGUUGUAGUUCAAAAAAAGAUGAUUGUUGUAAAGAUGGUAAAUGUAGUAAUGAAAAAACAGACGAUUGUUGUAAAGAUGGUAAAUGUAGUAAAAACUCAGAACAACAACAAUUUGAAAAUGAAGAGGAUUUGGAUGACUGUGAAGCAGAUAUCGAAGAAUUAACAAAUACAGCCGACAAAUUAGUUUCAACUUUAAUUUUAGAACAGAUUUCAAUUUCAAAUAUUAUUAUUUUAAAUAAAAUUGAAAAGAUUUCAAAGGAAGAUUUAGAAUUUAUUCAAAAGCUUUUAAAUUUAAUUUCAUCAUCUCUUAUUAUUGAAACCAAUUAUUCAAAAGUUAAAUUUGAAUUAUUAUUUGGUUAUGUUAUUACAGUAAGAAAUUAUCAACUCGAAAAUCAAACAAAUCAAGGCAUUUCAAUUUUAAAUUAUUAUCAAAGAAAACCAUUCCAUCCAGAAAGAUUUUCAAAAUUAGUUUAUGAUGAAAAAAAUAAAUUUAAAUCAGAAAACUUUAAAGGUGUAUUACUUUUGACUGGUCUUGUUUGGUUUGCUACCGAUAUGAAAAACAAAUAUAUUUUUGAAAUUAUGGAAAACAAAGAGGUUUUAGGAGGCAAACGUCCAUUUUGGUCAACUCUUGAUGAAAAUGAAUGGAAUCCAAGUAUCAAAGAAAACAUUGAAAGAGAAAUCAAAUUAUUUAAAUAUCAAGAUAGAAAAAUAGAGUUAUCAAUUGUUGGUUUAUCAUCUAACCAAUUUGACCAAGAGUUAAUGUUAAAGAAGUUGGAUGAAUGUUUAUUAACCGACAAAGAAAUGGAAAUGGGUCCAAACGAAUGGGAAUCUUAUAAUAAUCCUCUUAAAAAUUUAAAAUAAAAUAUUGUAAAAUAUGAUCAUUGAUCAUAUAGUUUUCCAAUGGUGCCUUGGAUGCAUCCUUGU
Molecule: messenger RNA, 1485 nt
Organism: Dictyostelium purpureum
Lineage: Eukaryota; Evosea; Eumycetozoa; Dictyosteliales; Dictyosteliaceae
Exons: 6
Coding region: 1-1422 (473 amino acids)
Source: RefSeq, a predicted model, not a curated record